CAAUGCAACUCUUAAAAACCUCAAAUAAAUAUUUCUCUUCUUCACUUUCCUCGAUUCUUGUGUUUUCGUUUUCUUUAUCUCCUCCUCGUUGAUUCAGAGGUCACUCCUUUCUUCUCGGUUUAUUCUUUAACCGGACUCAGCAUAUCCUCAAAUCUUUAGGAUCAUCAAGAUAAGGAAUCUUUUUGAAUAUCUCUCUACACGAAAUCGAAUCGAUGGAUCAAAAAGUUAGACAAUUUGAGGUUUGCACUCAAGACGGUAGCGUUGAUCGUCACGGCAAUCCAGCUAUCCGAGCCAAUACCGGAAAAUGGCUCACUGCUAUUCUCAUUCUAGUGAAUCAAGGACUAGCUACGCUUGCGUUCUUCGGUGUUGGAGUGAAUUUGGUUCUGUUUCUGACGAGAGUGAUGGGACAAGACAAUGCAGAAGCGGCCAAUAAUGUUAGUAAAUGGACUGGAACUGUUUAUAUCUUCUCUUUGCUUGGUGCUUUCCUCAGUGACUCUUAUUGGGGACGUUACAAGACUUGUGCUAUCUUUCAAGCAAGUUUCGUUGCAGGAUUGGUGAUGUUAUCUUUAUCUACUGGUGCGUUAUUGCUUGAACCAAGUGGUUGUGGAGUUGAAGAGUCACCGUGUAAGCCUCACUCGACGUUUAAGACGGUUCUGUUUUAUCUCUCGGUGUAUCUAAUCGCCUUAGGGUAUGGUGGUUAUCAGCCGAACAUAGCUACGUUUGGAGCUGAUCAAUUUGAUGCAGAGGAUUCCGUUGAAGGACACUCGAAAAUAGCAUUUUUCAGUUACUUUUACUUAGCUCUGAAUCUUGGAUCGCUCUUCUCGAAUACUGUCUUGGGUUACUUUGAGGACCAAGGGGAAUGGCCGCUUGGGUUUUGGGCGUCCGCGGGCUCUGCUUUUGCGGGCUUAGUACUUUUCUUGACUGGCACGCCAAAGUACCGACACUUUACGCCUAGAGAGAGUCCUUGGUCUAGAUUCUGCCAAGUAUUGGUUGCUGCAACAAGAAAGGCUAAGAUUGAUGUGGACCAUGAGGACUUGAAUCUUUAUGAUUCUGAGACUCAACGAACUGGAGAUAAGAAGAUUCUUCAUACCAAAGGCUUUAGGCGCGCGAUGAAGACAAAUAUCAAAAACUUCCGGAUUCCAGCUUCAAGCAUGUCUAGUUUCGACAUUCUCAGCGUCGCCUUCUUCAUCUUUGCUUACAGGCGGUUUCUUGAUCCACUCUUUGCAAGACUUAACAAAACAGAACCCAACAAAGGUCUCACUGAGCUUCAGAGGAUGGGAAUUGGGCUUGUGAUUGCGAUAAUGGCGAUGAUUUCAGCAGGAAUCUACAUGUUGAUAGGUGCAUCAGAAGUAUUCAUGUACGUUGGUCAACUCGAGUUCUUCAACAGCCAAGCUCCAACCGGGCUAAAGAGCUUUGCAAGCGCGCUAUGUAUGGCUUCAAUAUCUCUUGGGAACUAUGUAAGCAGUUUGUUAGUUUCCAUUGUCAUGAAGAUCUCUACAACAGAUGACGUGCCUGGCUGGAUUCCUGAAAAUCUCAACAAAGGACACUUGGAGAGAUUCUACUUCCUUUUAGCUGGUCUAACCGCAGCUGAUUUCGUGGUUUACCUGAUUUGUGCCAAAUGGUAUAAGUAUAUCAAGUCUGAAGCAAGUUUCUCUGAGUCCGUGACUGAAGAGGAGGAAGUCUGAGUCAGAGCUAGAGAGUUUUUGUGUUUUAUUUUAUGCUGUGAUGCUUUUUACGUAAAUUGUUCAAAGCUGAGCUAGUUCUGUGAUAUAAACUGGUCUUGUUGUGUUUUUUUUGGGGUUACUCUUGUGCAAAGUCUUGUUAAUGUUUCUCAAUAAAGGAUAAGUUGAUUC
Arabidopsis arenosa is the source of this 1853-nucleotide messenger RNA. NCBI's taxonomy places the organism in Eukaryota, Viridiplantae, Streptophyta, Magnoliopsida, Brassicales, Brassicaceae. The record is from the annotation of a GenBank genome assembly.